AUGUCAUCGAGCAAAAAGGAAACAAUAUCUAUAUCGCCCGUCGCAAGUAUUCGUAAUGGGGAGUCGAUACAGAUGUACUCAUCAUCUCCUAAUAUACGUACAGUUCGGUCCGCAACUGGUGCCGGUGAAGUAAACUAUAUCAAUGCGAUAACGUCUUCAACUGAUAAUCAGCUCUUAGCAGAAAUUGGCUAUAAGCAAGAGUUAAAACGUCAGUUUUCCACACUUCAAGUUUUUGGAAUAUCCUUCUCCAUCAUGGGUCUUUUACCGUCUAUUGCCAGUGUGCUCAAUGGUGGUUUAAGUGGCGGCACAGUCUCCCUAGUAUGGGGCUGGUUUAUAGCUGGUAUUUUUAUUUUACUUGUUGGUAUCACUAUGGCCGAAAAUGCAAGUUCAAUACCAACCGCUGGGGGACUUUACUAUUGGACCUAUCAUUAUGCGCCUGUUGGAUAUAAAGCUGCGAUUUCAUAUGUGAUUGGUAUUGGUAAUUCGCUAGCCUUGGCUGCAAGCGUUUGUUCUAUAGACUAUGGGUUUGCGGAAGAGGUUUUAGCCGCGGUAGUUGUAUCUAAAGAUGGAGAUUUCAACGUAACAAAUGGCAAGCUUUACGGUGUUUUCGCUGGCGCUGUGAUAGUCAAUAUUUUUUUUACUUGCGUGGCAUCAGGGUGGUUAGCAAAAUUACAAACUUUGAGUAUUGUAUCUAAUUGUUUCAUCAUUGUGCUGUUUAUUAUAGUCUUACCUAUUGGAACAAAAAUUAAUCGUGGAGGAUUUAAUGAUGGCUCCUUUAUAUUUGGAGAAUGGGAAAAUAUGAGCGAUUGGAACAAUGGCUGGCAAUUUUGUUUAGCAGGGUUUAUGCCAAUUGUUUGGACAGUCAGUUCAUUCGAUUCAUGUGUUCAUCAAUCUGAAGAGGCGAAGGAUGCUGCUAAAGCUGUGCCGAUAGGAAUUAUUGGGUCUAUUUCCAUUUGCUGGGUGUUGGGAUGGGUAAUCAACAUUGUUAUUGUAGCCUGUUGCGAUCCUAACUUGAAUAAUGUUGUCAACACCAGUUAUCCACUAGGGAUGGCCCAAGUACUAUAUGAUUCAUUGGGGAAACGCUGGACGAUCGCGUUCUUGGCAAUGAUGGCAUUUUGUCAGUUUUUAAUGGGUGCUUCAAUGCUGACAGCUGUUUCAAGACAAGUUUGGGCUUUUGCUCGUGAUAAUGGUAUGCCCUUCUCUAAUUACAUAAAGAAGGUGGAUAAAAAAUUAAGUGUACCAUACAAUGCAGUUGCAUUCAGUGGUGCUCUGUCUCUAGUUUUAGGCCUACUAUGUCUAAUCAAUGAAAUUGCUGCCGACGCAUUAUUCAGUUUAUCUAUUGCCGGUAACUACCUAGCUUGGUGUGCACCAACGUUUUUGAGGUUGACAUGGGGCAGAGAUGUUUUCAGACCUGGCCCCUUUUAUUUAGGAGACAUUCUUUCCCCUGUGUUAAACUGGAUCAGUAUUGUUUUCCAACUCUUUAUUAUCGUUUUGACCAUGUUCCCAGCAACACAACAUGGCAUAGAUGCAACCACAAUGAAUUACUCAUGUGUGAUCGGGCCAGGCACCUGGGUGUUGUCUUUGAUAUACUACUUAGUGUACAAGAAAAAGGAUUACCACGGUCCGGUUUCAAAUUUGACCGACGAAGAGUUUGCUGAGGAGGUCGGUUCUGAUGUUAUCGAUGAGAUUUUAUCUCAUCCAGUCAAAAGUAUCUAA
Molecule: messenger RNA, 1716 nt
Organism: Zygotorulaspora mrakii
Lineage: Eukaryota; Fungi; Ascomycota; Saccharomycetes; Saccharomycetales; Saccharomycetaceae
Exons: 1
Coding region: 1-1716 (571 amino acids)
Biological process (GO): transmembrane transport
Cellular component (GO): membrane
Molecular function (GO): transmembrane transporter activity
Source: RefSeq, a predicted model, not a curated record